Messenger RNA from Drosophila obscura, 940 nucleotides. RefSeq lists its product as uncharacterized. Lineage: Eukaryota; Metazoa; Arthropoda; Insecta; Diptera; Drosophilidae. The record is from RefSeq and is a predicted model, not a curated record. The coding region runs from base 292 to 798 and encodes 168 amino acids. The transcript has 2 exons.
GUAAUGUAAAGUUCAAAAACCUGUUUCCAGCAUUUUUCCUUUUCAACUUGUUAAUAUUUUGAAAGAGCACAACUCCAAAAAAUCUGAACCACAAAUAAAUUGUAACACAUCGAUGUAUUGUAUCGAUGUUUCUUCAGGCACUGGAGUGUGGUAUUUAGCGGCUUGCCAGUGUGGGUCACACUGUGGCCAGGUGUUUUUCCUUUAUUUGUUGGGGAUUUCAACUAAAACGCUUCCUGCCCUUUGUCGCCCUUGAUAUUAAAUAAUAAUUACUAAUAAUAAUAAACCGUCGAAAUGGUUUAUUUCAAUAUUGUGCUGGGACUUUGUACUGUUGUCGUUGCCGCAGGCAUCGCGAUCUACUAUAGCAGCCGAAAUUAUCAGUAUGCACCCCCGCACCAGAGUCAGAGACGCCGCUGUGAAGAGGAAUACGCACACAACAAUGGCGAUUGCAGGCCAAGAAAUAAAUUUGAUAAUCAGCACGGCCGCAAGAGCAAGCCCGGCGACCUCUGCCCCAUUUGCCAGGACGAAAUGCAAAGCGAUAAUAUGCAUCAAAUGCAAUGCGGACAUGCCUUGCAUAACGCCUGCUUUGAGGCAUUUCGUUAUAUUCGCCGCGAUUGUCUGUUGUGCCACCGAUCAGUCAAUCUGAGUCUGCCCGGGGAUGAUUGCACUAUAUGCCUCGAUCCACUGACCCAACAUAAUAUGCUUCAUCUGCCAUGUCAGCAUGCAAUGCAUAACGAGUGUUUGGCUCAAUACAAAGCUAGCGGAGCCACCAACUGCUCCAUAUGUCGGGCGAGUAUCUAGAUUCUAGGAAUUAGUGAUUUGAAAAAUAUCAGUACCCAAUAAGCAAUUAAAAAAUCUGCCUUAAUCCUCUUAUAAGGGGGUUCUUAUAAGUUUUUUUUUUUAAUAUUUUUUCUUUUAUAAAUAAAAUGCUGAAAAUGCCUUA